CUUGUGCGUCAACAGUUGGUUUGCCGUUUAAUUAUUGUUUGAAUCUUCAUUAAGCACAGUUUAAUUACUUGUUCUGUUUGCGAUUAACGAUUAAUGUUUCGAACACUUAUUCUCUCUGCGAUUAGAAAUUACUCAAGCGUUCAGUUCGUGUGUUACAAUUAAUCGCAUUUCGAGGCACUACGUGACCCUUUAUUAUUUUACCUAUAGAGAGACUAGAGAGAAAAUACGGCAAUUCUUUACUUUAAUUUGGUAUUAAUUUUUGUUGCUCUGCUGUAAAUAAGAGUAGAAAAUUCGUUAAAUACUUAAUCAGAGUUUCGACAAAAGAAAAGAUAGAUCGAUAUUGAUUGUAGAAAAUGGAACAAAUAGAAGGCAAAUACAGUUUCUUGAGAGAGUUUUCCGAAAUGUAUAUCUUGAUAUUUUGUCAAAAAUCAGAGAAGGAAAAAAAUGAUUUUAAUUAAAACACGUGCAAUGCCAGGAUGAGUUGUAUUUUUUUACGGAAUCACAAAUCGGGAGAUAAUAUGGAAUUUUACAACUGUCUCCAUUAGGGGAGAAAAAGAAAGAGAGAAAGAGAGGUUUUUUCUGGUCUUCAGUAAGUCACCCUUAUAUUUCCUCAUGUUUUCCGGAAGGGAUGAUGGUAAAAGCGCUUGCGCCCCGGGAACCCUGAAGAUUUUCACGAGGCUCGAAGCGGCUGGAGAACGACAGUCCUGCCGCACCACCAAAACGCGUCACACAGUUGAAACAUAGAUUCUUGACUCGUCCAUAAAAGGUCAACCCGACUCUUGCCAUGCGAUGUCGUUGCAGAGCCCGAGACUUCGACAUUACAGGACCAUGACAGCGAUUUGUUUUGUCUGCAAUUUGCCGAUUCUCAGUCAUCAAGUGGGUCUAAUAUGGCAGGGUGGAAACGGAUGGGACGAUCUUGUUCGGGAACAAGUCGAAGAAUCGACACUAAAACAACGCCUUGGAACUGGAAGACGUGAUUCAGCAGCGCAGAUAACAUCAAUCUCACCACCGAAUGAACUUCAAGAAACAUCGCCGACAAAUCAGCGUCGAAGACGCUCGAGUUUGGCACAAUUGACUGACAUUUUAAGAGAAUGGGGCGGAGGUGGCACGUCGACAAAAGGCGGAAAGGGCAGCAAGCUCUCGAGGAGAGAGACCCUCGCCGAUAUUGCGAAAUCCUUGCCAUGGUCGAGAUCGGCGACAACGGACACGUGUCAUCACACGAGUCACUAUGCGAGCGUGAGAAAGAGACGCGAGAGUUCCGUUGACAGUGGCAUUAGGAGUCAAUUAUCGACCAAGGGACGAAGGGACUCGGCAAUUAGUGACCUUAAAAAUGAUAUUGCCAAAUUAUGGGGCAAAAAGGAGCAACCACAAGCACAACAACCACCCACAGUCAUUUCGCCCACUCCAAGAAGAGGUUCGGGAGAAUCUCGAAAUUCAAGACGUGACUCUGGCGAGAGUGCAAGAUCGAGGAGAGAUUCUAUUGUUGGCGGUCAAACGGGAAAUUUGGGGGAAAAGAAGCAACACAAUUGUCGACACCAUAGACGCAAACAAUCGCAACAAUCAAUCGAUCUUGGCGUUCCGCCUGGAAAAUAUUACAGAAAUGAUCAAAGACCAAGUGCUUCCAGUACAGACAGUGGCGGGAGUUUCGCUAUUCGAGAUCAUUCGGAGACACAGAAGUCGAAUAAUUUGGAAGCGAAAACGCCGACGACUAUUGAAAUGAAGUCAGUGUCGUGCGAGAGUAAAACAUUGACUUUAGAGCCAAACAUUAAUCCACCGACAAUCAUUAUGUCUUCGGUAACGCCGCCAUCAAUUUCGCCCGUUGCCGGAAGUAGUCUUCCACUUCCGUUAAAUUCAAAUUCCGGAAGUUCCAGUCCCCUUGGUUCACCAAACGUGAGCACAACACCGACUCAUCCUUUACUGUCUACCAGAAGAGAUUCAACGACUCAGUGUUACUAUAAAGGGAAGGAAGUUUCUCCAAACAAGAUACCGAGAUUAACGAGACAAUCAGCUGCCAUGGAUGAAUGUCUGCCUCCCAGUGGAAGGCGAGAGAGUCAACCGACUUUGUCACCCGAUCCCGAUGACGGAGGUCGAAAAGCACGAAGAGAUUCUUUAAGUCCAGAUUCAGCCUCUUAUCCAAGACGUCGUGAUUCUAGGAGUCAUUUGAGUCCAGACAGAAAUGCGGAUAAGAGAGACAUUAGUCCAAUCAGACAAAGAAAAGCCCGACUCAGAAGACAAUCAACUUCAAUCGCUGGUCGCGCUCCAAGAUCUCCUGACAGUUCGUCGUGCUCCUCGAGAGAUCCAAGUCCGUGUGCGAGAGCACCUGGCAGCAUUCAACAUGCUCCAAUAAUUAGAAGACAAUCAACAACAGAAGAAAUUUUAAUAGCUCGCGGUUUUAGACGACAAAGCACCACCGAGGAAAUGAUUCGGUGUCGAAAUUUUCGCCGACAAAGUUCACAAAGCGACGAUACAGUACAAAGGUAUCGGGGCAGGAGAGACAGUUCAGCGCAGAUAACUGAUGGGACAUUUGCAACAAUGACAGUCGAGACUUCGAGCACUUUUUUUGACAGCAGCACACAGACUGAACCGUCCCCAUUAUAUGACAACAACCAUUAUCACGAGGAGUGCCUAAGAUGUAACAGCUGUGGCCUCAAUCUUACAGGACCGAAUCAAAAACGAGCACGAAGAUUCAAGAAUCAAAUCCUCUGCGACCUGCAUUUUGCGGACGUCGCACUGAUGGAGUGCUCAGACUUUAUGCAACAAUUGCGCAGCUUCAAGCCUCAAAGUUUAGGCUGCGCAGUUGCGAGAAGAAAAUCUUCAACAACCCUCAUCUUCCCUCUACCACCACAGGCUUGUUCAGAUGAAUUUUGUCAAGAGUUUCCUCACAAUUUAAUACCAACACCGGGUUAUUGGAUUGAAUGCUCGCGACAACAAAUUACAUCGGACACAAUUUGGGAUGAAAGUGAAAGCGAUCGGGAUGCAACUGAUCCCGAGCAGGUUGAGGAACGUGAGCAGGAGCAAUUUAAGCAGAGAAGGGAUUUUUGUCUAUUCGAGGAGAAUGAAGUUGAUACGGAUGAUAUUCCAAGGAAGAAAACAACAAUCGAAGAGCAAUGGGAGAAAAAUCUUGGCUUUGAAUUAACGUCAGUCGAACAAGAGACGUACGAAAAAUAUUUUUACGGCUCAGAACAUUGGAAUUAUUUUACUAAUGAUGAGGAUCUUGGACCCGUUAUAUUGAGUAUCAAGCAAGAAACCAUUAAUGGCAGAGAUCAAUUUCGAAUUCUCGUUAGAGCCAUCAGCUACACAGUUCACGGACUCAUACCAGCGAGUUGUGUUUUUGCUGAUAGAUAUAAUCGAGAGGAAGUGGUUCGAAGUUUAGGAAAAGAGGUCAACAUUAAUCCCCCAUUGACUUUGGGACAACUGCCUGACACUCCAGAAGAAUUGCUAAAGCUUGACCAAGUGUUCAUCAAAUCUGAAUUAAAAGUUGGAGUCAUUUAUGUUCAAGAGGGACAAUAUACCGAGGAAGAAAUACUUGACAACAAUGAGAACUCAUUUUUAUUUGAAGAAUUUUUACACAUACUUGGCGAAAAGGUCAGACUCAAAGGAUUUGACAAGUACAAAGGUGGCCUUGAUACUGUUCACGAUUUAACUGGAAUUUUUUCCAUUUACACCAACUGGAGAGGAAUUGAAAUUAUGUUUCAUGUCUCAACUCUACUGCCCUAUGAAAAACACGAUUCUCAAAAGCUCCAAAGAAAGAGGCAUAUAGGUAACGAUAUUGUGUGCGUUGUUUUUUUGGAAGCAGACAAUACCAGUUUUAGUCCAGCUUGUAUAAAAUCACACUUUCUUCAUACAUUUAUAUUAGUUCGAGUGAGUCCGAAAAUUAAAAGGAAAAUUUCACGAUACGAAGUUUCCGUAGUAACGAGAGAUGAAGUCGGUGCUUACAAGCCUUAUCUUUGGGAGCAAAGUGUGUUUGAAAAAGGUCCAAUGUUUCGAGAAUGGAUCCUUACGAAAAUCGUGAAUGGUGAGAGGGCAAGUUAUUCAGCACCAAAAUUUGCGAGAAUGCAGGAGAGAACGAGAAGUCAAAUGCUCGAGGAUAUUGUGGCGAAUUUAGCUAAUCACGCAGAAACGGGACAGAUUCCAAAACCUUAUAGACGUGGAUCCUGGAGACCGAUUGGUCAUAUGAGACCGUCUUCGCCUUUAUUGGACUCUGUUCGAGACCAAUUUGAAGAUUAUGAUCAACUAGCGAAAGAUUUUACGAAAGUAUUUUUGAAUAGUGCGGAGAAUGUUACGUUGAAUGCGAGUCUAUUUGAUGUUUCGUUUUUGGUUCCUGGACAUCAGAAGCAGAAAGUUCGAUUUAUUGGAGUUCGCGCAAUUUUAGGAGUUAGAAGCAGAGUUUUCCAAGAAAUGUUAUACGGAAUCCAAGCCGGUUUCGGAAGUCCACAAGUUCCAGUCGCGGAAUUAUUAGCGAGGCCAGCACCAACUUUACUCAGUCCGCAAAAGCCAAAGAGUUCGAAUUUCCUUCAAGUGCCAGACAUGGAAAGUCCAAGGCCCAAAAGUGUACCGUCAUCGCCUAUGGUGAAGAGGGCAUUUUCACGAUUAGGAACAAUUACUGCCGGCUGGGGACGAAGUAUCAAGAAACAUGGGAAUCCACUGCAAAGUGAAGACCGUAAACGAUGGGCCAGUUCGCAGGAUUGCAGCAAAGAUAAAGAACUUAAGGAAAAGGAAAAGGCGGCUCAAUCGUUAGCAGUUCCAAGAUUGAGUGUCUGCGCCGAUGCUCAAAAAGUUGAUCGAGCCAAAUUGGCACAAACUGAAUUCGAUAUAAUUGAGUUUGAUCCAGAGACAUUUCGAAUUCUCCUCGAUUAUCUACACACUGGCUCUUGUCCCUUAACAUGUAGCAAUAUUCCUGGAUUAAUUUGUGCCGCCGAGCAUUAUGAUCUACCAGAAUUAUUGCAGGCGUGCUUUCAUCAUGCAAAACAAUUUUUACGAAUUGAAAUUGUUUGCGUGAUGUUGUGUGCGUUGGAAAAUUAUUAUUGGCGAUAUACAUCGGCUUCGGAAUUGGUGAAUAUGAUUCUUGCAUUUGUUGAAACGAGGGCAUAUCAACUUUUUCAAAAUGCCGAUUUUCUGACAUUGAGCGAGUCAAUGGUACAAAUGAUUAUGUGUCGUGGACUUGAAGUUGUGGAAAUUAAAAAAUUCGAGGCAAUGCUCAGCUGGGCGGAACAUCGAAUUAAAACAAAGUCAUAUAAAAUUGACGCUAAAUUGGAAUUCGAUUGCAUUAUGGAGAGAUUAAGCAGAGAUCUAAAAUUGUACAGGAUAACGCCACAGGAACUUAUUCGAAUUGUGUUGCCUUCGAAGGCAAUAAAAAACGAAAGAAUUCUGGAAACACUGAUGUAUCAGGCAAAUACAGGAAUUUAUCGAAAUGUUGAUCGAUACUUGGAGGCCUAUCAAAACAGGAUACAAAAUCAGGAAAGUUACGAUUGUGGUUUAUGAAUAUCAAAAUUUGGGAAAAGUUAAAGAACAAUUAUGAAUCAAAUACUUUGGUCUCUAGAAUGAAUUUUGUAAUUUCCACAAAAUUUUAUACACAUUUUUCUCUUAUUUACAUAUCUUAAUAGAUAUUUAAUAUAAUUUAAAAAGAAAUAGAUUCUUUU
Messenger RNA from Leptopilina heterotoma, 5639 nucleotides. RefSeq lists its product as uncharacterized. Gene Ontology annotation, cellular component: cytoplasm. The record is from RefSeq and is a predicted model, not a curated record. NCBI's taxonomy places the organism in Eukaryota, Metazoa, Arthropoda, Insecta, Hymenoptera, Figitidae. Gene Ontology annotation, molecular function: protein binding; GTPase activator activity. The transcript is spliced from 25 exons. Bases 790 to 5481 code for a protein of 1563 amino acids. Gene Ontology annotation, biological process: regulation of small GTPase mediated signal transduction; activation of GTPase activity.